AUGUUUUUAGAUAUCUUGAGCCAGGUGCGUGUGAAUCUUCCUUUUGUGGAAGUAUUGCAAGAAGUACCCAAAUAUGCAAAGUAUCUUAGAGAUAUUGUGACUAACAAGAGAAGACAUGUCGAGUUUGAAAGAGUUGCACUUACUGAGGACUGUAGUGCUAGAUUACAGAGUAAGCUCCCGCCUAAGUUGAAAGAUCCUGGUUAUUUUACAAUUCCAUUGGCCAUUGGGAAACACGAGGUUGGUAGAGCCUUGUGCGAUUUGGGAGCGAGCAUUAAUUUGAUGCCACUAUUAGUGUUCAAGCAGCUCGACUUGGGAGCACCCAGGCCCACAAUUAUAACUCUACAGCUAGCGGAUAGGUCGUUGGCAGUGCCAAAAGGGAUUAUUGAAGAUGUGCUAGUACGUGUGGGGAGGUUCAUCUUUCCCACAGACUUCAUUAUACUUGAAUACAUGGCAAAUAAAGAAGUGCAUAUUAUUUUUGGGCGACCAUUCCUAGCUACUGGUGGAGCAAUUAUAGAUGUGAGGGAAGGAAAGUUGAAGAUGAGAGUACAUGAUGAGGAAGUCACUUUUAAUGUGUACAAGGCAUGUGAAAGUUGGGAAAGGUGUGAUGGUCGAAGAAGCGCUUAUAUUGACGCACCUACGAAGAGGGAUGUAGGUUGGGGAUGUCCGCAGAUGCGAAGUCCUGGACGCAUCUGUGGGACAGCAGAAGCAGUCACACUGGUGCAGAAGCAAUCAUUCCUCGCAUCUGUGAUGCUGUAG
Nicotiana tabacum (common tobacco) is the source of this 756-nucleotide messenger RNA. RefSeq lists its product as uncharacterized. Lineage: Eukaryota; Viridiplantae; Streptophyta; Magnoliopsida; Solanales; Solanaceae. The record is from RefSeq and is a predicted model, not a curated record.